AGUGAAUAGAGAUUUGGGUGAUGAGGAGGGUAUGAUUUUCUAGCGGAAGAAGGCGGUAAUAUAUAGGGGGGGGGAACUUUCCUAGACAGGAGGGAACUUCCCUAGCCAGUAAGUCUCACGCGCGUGUCGGAUAAAUUAUAGCCCGUUAAUGCUAAUGUCGGCAUUGAUGAUUGCGUCUUCACUCGUUAUUAGGCCCAGCCUUAUACAACCCAAGGUCGAUGUGGCAACGCCUCACGCAGCGACCGAAGCUUUAAGUCAAUAUAUAGGGCUAGAAAAGACUGAGACGAAUCAAGUGCCGCUGGGAGCCAAUCUCUCAGUCUUGCCUCGCCUGACACCGAAAGAUCCCUCACCCAGACACAGCCAGAGUGGGAUCCCGAGGAACUCUCACAGCCUAAGGGCUUGCAAGGGUGGGCACCCUGCAACCGGGGGGCUUUGGUGGUUGCGGGGGCGGCGAAAUCCCCUUCCUUCGUUUGGCCUGUUUCCUUGGUUUUGUCUGUUUGGCUUUGUUUGCCGCGUUUGCACCUCCACUCUUCGUCCACACGUGGGUGGCAGGGCUGGACGGCCUGAUCUCUGAGGCCCGCUUCACCCGUCGUGGCUUGGCUAACUGGCCA
This is a messenger RNA of Penicilliopsis zonata CBS 506.65, 611 nucleotides long. RefSeq lists its product as hypothetical. Lineage: Eukaryota; Fungi; Ascomycota; Eurotiomycetes; Eurotiales; Aspergillaceae. The record is from RefSeq and is a predicted model, not a curated record. The coding region runs from base 149 to 574 and encodes 141 amino acids. The transcript has a single exon.